This is a messenger RNA of Drosophila takahashii, 3770 nucleotides long. RefSeq names its product RNA polymerase II-associated protein 1. The record is from RefSeq and is a predicted model, not a curated record. Gene Ontology annotation, biological process: transcription by RNA polymerase II. NCBI's taxonomy places the organism in Eukaryota, Metazoa, Arthropoda, Insecta, Diptera, Drosophilidae.
CACUGUCCAUUUGUUUUGAAAUAUUUUUUGAUUGUUUUUCCGGUCGAAAUGUUUAAAAAACUGAAGCCAGGCGAAAGUGAGGAGGAUGUCCUGCGAAUGGCGGCUGAGUUCAAUGCGGAGAAGGCCAAGGAUCCAAAUUUCCAGCCUGCAGCGGCCUUUGUGCGAAUGGAUAAAGCUCCAAAGAAAUCGAUGUUUGCCCAAAAACGCGAGCAGGCUAAAUUGGGACGUGUUACCACUGCGGUAGGAGAGAAACAGGAACAGAUUUUACCGGCAGCCAAAGAAAUCCCAGAGAUUCCAACAAGUGUCUCAAAAGAAAGUGAGCCACCACAUGUCAAUCAAAUUUUGCUUGAUGAAAUCCAGGAAAACAUUCUGGGCGAUGUGAAGGGCAGUAGAAUGAAUCCCAGUUCCCUGGGAAAUGUGCUGGGUGAACUGGUGGAAAGAUCUGGUGGAACCAGAAGACCUGCCCUCCAGAGUAACAAAAAGGCCAACAGCAGCAAGCCCCUUAGCAUUUUCGCCAAACAAAUGUUGAAAGAAAGUUCUCCCAAUCCAGAAAUCUUAAAAAACCAGUCUGAUUCACCUAGAAAUGAAAGGAGUUCCAUAAUAAAGGAUGCCAAACUUGGCAAGGAACUGCAUCAAGAAAACCUAAAUGUCCUCCACAAAAUGAGCGAACAGGACAUUUUGGCAGAGAAAGAAAGGUUGCUGGCUUCUUUGGAUCCCUCGUUGAUUGCUUUGCUGUCCAAGAAACGUCAAACCAGUCUUAAUUCUAAGGAAAAGAAGACAUCCCCCAAGAUAAUUGAGGCACCACCGCAGCCAACGACGUCCUUAAAAUCCCAAGAUCCACAAAUUUCUUCCUUACCCGAUUCAAAUCCAGCUCUUGAGCUCUUGCAGCAGAGCGAUAAGGGAAAUUGGGUCAAUUUCAACCUCGUGGAGGAUCAUAAAUUAGCCUGGAUGCGAGAUAUCCCCGCCAAGAUAAGCGAACUUAAGCCAGGAGAGCAGUUCAAUGCACGCUUCGACUGGAAAGGAGUGCUUUUGCCCCACUCGCUCAAAGAACAGGAUUCUUCCACUCAACUGGAUGAGCGAGAACUUUAUUUGCAUGGCGAAGAGGCAGAUCGUCCUGGUUAUGCACUGCAAGAGCUUUUUCGAUUGGCCAGGUCCACUGUCUUACAGCAAAGACUCUCUGCCUUUGGGGCCAUUGCGGGGAUCUUCAGCAUCUAUAACCAGGGAUUCUAUGAUCAAGUCUUGUCCCUACCAAUAUCAAAAAUAUUCUUUCUACUGCGCUUCGGACUCGACGACAAUGCGCCCGCUCAGCUGGAGGUUGUGAGUCGAGCUCUGGCCAACCUGUUCUACAAUGAAACGGACGAAGUCCUUCUUGAUCAUAUCCAAGAUAAUGCCUACUGUCAUUGGCAGCCUACCCUGCAGGUUUUGGGGAAUGGCAGUGACGACAAAGAGGGAGAUACAGAUACCAAUUCCAUAGCUUUUCUACAACGCUACAUGAAGCUGCUGACCACCAGCCAAUCUGUGCGCGCGGAAGUUAAUGAAGAUGAGACGCAGAGUCGAAUGUCCAUGGACGACUUUCAAUUGGCUGAAACAGAUCUCAUGGACUGCCUGCUUAGAACAAAUAUAUUGCAAAGGAUUCGGUUUGUCUUGGACUCCGUGAAACCAGAUAAUAGCACAGUGGAGUCCUGCCUAAAAUUACUUAUAAGGAUCGCUCGCACAAGCAUAAAAGUCGCUCGGCAGUUGGCGAAUGAAAGUCACCUAAUGGAAAAACUCUUCAUCUACUUUUUACCCUCUUCUAGUGGUAACCAGCAGUUUUAUGGUCAGCCGCAAAUUCUUUUUCUAAAACUAAUUCGUGUGUUGAUUUGCCAACAUCUGGAUAUUGCCAAGAGUCUUUCUAAAGGGGUCCUAAUUGUGCGACUUCAGCAAUACUUGUUCCUUCAAGACAAUAAGGUCCAGAUGGUGCGCGUUCAGAUCGAGGCACUGCGCAUUCUGCGCUGCCUACUGCUUCUGGGAAUCGUGGAUCGGGAUAUAUUCAGGCAGUUCCUGCCCGCACUGCGCCAGCUGCUGGACUGGCAUGGCAAUCACUGUGUUUUCGAUGGCGUGGGCGGAUCGGGGCUGGUGCGACAACACGCAGCCGCCCUGUUGGUCGCACUGGUGGCCAGUGGCGAGAGCGGAGCAUGCGACAUCGAGGGACAGAAGCUGCUCGUGGAGCCGCUCAACAACUGCUGCUGCGCCUGGCUGCAUUCCGCUUCCCGCGUUGAGAAGAUUAAAGAUUUCAGUCAGAUGACGCUGUUGAGUGCCGUCCUCUAUGCCGUUUGCUGGUUCUCCCAAAAUAGCUACUUGGGAACCACCAGUUUCCAGACCUUCCUGCGCAGCAUCCUACCGAAAUUUGUGCAGUCCAGCGGCUUUAUAGCCACCGUACAUGACCUAGCCAAGAGCUCCGUCAUGCUGAGACGCCCUAUUGAUCGCCGCCAUGUGCACGCGGCGUUGCCUAAUGUGGGCGCAGUGCUGAUGCACGACUACGGGCCGCAGCUGAUUGUCAGUGAGACGUAUCCGGUGCCUCUGUUGAGUAACCUCUGGGCCCUGCUCGCCGUUUCGCUGGAGAGCGGCGAGAAGCCAUUGUUCGCGGCGCUUAUGCAACCGGCGGUGCUUGAACCCCUGGCCGAGUAUCUGCGCCAGCUGGGCUCCCAACUCAAUCGCGUCCUGGCCACCAACUUCUUUGCCCGCAGCGAGCUGAGGUUCAUCCAUCAGCUGCUCACGACGGACGGAAUGGAGACGUACCUGGAGCGCCAGCAGCUGCUGCAGUUGGUCUACAACUACCUCUGCUGCCUGUCCACCGCACAUGCCACACAGAUCAAGAGCACCUUCGAGCGGUUUAUCUUCAAUGCGGAGUUUGUGAAAUUGGACGAGGCAAGCCUAAAGCUGCUGCAACAAUCCUGCCUGGAAAUGGUCUAUCCACACAUAAUUGCUGACAACUCUGAGCCGUCGCUAUCCCUGAGCUACACCCAAGCGCCCAUCCUGCCCGCCGACUGGCCCUUCUUCCAGCUGCGCCUUAUCCUCAACAAUUACUUGCAAAAUGUGCAGCAGCGCCCUGCGGCCAUAUACUCGGAAAACCAGGUGGUCCGCAUGACAUUGACUUUCGUACGGCAGCUGGAACGAGAGGGCCUGCAGAUUGUUAGCCCGCUGGAGAAGCUCAUGUAUCUGAUGAUUGCUUUCAUGGGCCCAGACUCCCAGUUCCUGGCACCGGAUUUGCAUGAGCUGCUGCACGAUUGCCUGAUGGAUUUCUACAAGCAGAAUGGCACCCAUGACUUUGACUUUGAUGCGGAGUUGGCCGAUAAGGGUCGCUUCGAGCCGCUUUACUAUCUGUUCGUCGAACACUUCGAGGCGGCCAGCUAUGGCGAUGAGCUGUUCAGUUCCCUGGUGCUGUUGCCAUUGGCCCAAAAAUAUGAUAACAAGUGGCGACGGCGUCUUUGGUCCGAGCAUGUGCAGGCGGUGCGGUUCAUAAACUGCGAUGAAAAUUUGUUGAUGGGCGGCCUGUCUGCCUAUUUGGAGCCCGUGGAGGAGGAGCCUUCGCUGGUGAAGCUGUACGGCGAUGCAUUGCAGCAAAAGAUGGUGCGUCCUGGGAGCAUUGCCUAUCGGAUAGCUCAGCACCACUUUAACAACUCGACGUCGCUGCAAAAAGCCAAACUGUUUUGAUUAUCUAAAGACUAAUUUUCGAUAGUAGCUCUUCAGGGGCUGUGGUGAAACUGCGAUAAAGCCUUUUAAUUUUGGAA